This is a messenger RNA of Vanderwaltozyma polyspora DSM 70294, 564 nucleotides long. Its product is annotated as MARVEL domain-containing protein. NCBI's taxonomy places the organism in Eukaryota, Fungi, Ascomycota, Saccharomycetes, Saccharomycetales, Saccharomycetaceae. Bases 1 to 564 code for a protein of 187 amino acids. Gene Ontology annotation, cellular component: eisosome; plasma membrane. The transcript has a single exon. The record is from RefSeq and is a predicted model, not a curated record. Gene Ontology annotation, biological process: protein localization to plasma membrane; eisosome assembly.
AUGUUGAGUUUAGCUGACAAUAUUAUGAGAGCUAUCAAUUUCUGUUUCUUCGUCAUCUGUAUGGGUUUGAUCGGUUCUUUGCUGGCGACUGAAAAAGGACACAGUUCAAGAGUUAACUACUGUAUGUUCGUCCCACCAUUUGCUGUUGUCACCGACUCUUUCUAUGGUAUAUUAGCUAACAUAUGGACCACUCCAUUUGCUUGGCCUAUUAUUUUGUUCGCUUUCGAUUUCUUAAACUUUGCCUUCACUUUCACAGCAGGUACUGUUUUGUCUGUUGGUAUUAGAACUCACUCUUGUAAGAACAGAAAUUACAUAGACAACAACAAGAUUAUUCAAGGUUCUACUGACAGAUGUAGAAAGGCUCAAGCUUCCAUCGCCUUCUUCUACUUCUCCUUUUUCAUCUUCUUCGUCAAGGUUGUCAUGUCCGCCAUCAACUUGUUGUCUAACGGUGCCAUGGGUUUCUCAACUCCAUCCAUCGGUAGAAGAAGACAUCACACUGCUAACAUUGGUGUCCCAGGUGCCUCUUCUCCACAAGUCGGUGUCCCAAACAUCUCUCAAGUUUAA